AUGGCGGAUCAACAAGACAAGUACCGCGACUCGAACCACAUGGUCGAGAUGGGUGACUCACGACCGGAUCGUUCCCCGCUUUUGACUCAAGACGAUAUCAAGUCGGAGAGUAGCGAUGAUAUCGACAUCAAGACUGAAUACGAGGAAUCCCCGCGCAAGCGAUCUAGUCCUGACAGCGACGAUGGCCAAGGUCCACGCAAACGUAGAUGCAUGACACCGGGUUCAUCGGUUUGCAGCGACUCGGCUGACCCGGACGAUCUGGAAAUCUAUGAUCACUGUAGCUUCAAAACAACUUUAGACAUCGACCCCAACGACGCAUCCCACGAUGAUGGACUCGGCAAAGCCAUUGACCAGGUCUCCAACUCUACUCCAGAGCGUCGACGUACGGUACAAAGCCCUCCCAGCCUUCACUUGAGCAAUGUCAUCGAUAUCUUUGCCCAAAAUCCUCUUACUUUUGGAUCGCGUCUGUCUCCGUGGUUGACGCACAAGGUCGUUGAUGCUCUAGAUCCCGCACUGCCCAAGGCCGUAAGGGAUGCAGCGAUGUUACUUCUUCUUACUGAGUAUCACGAUGAAAUUGACGACACUGGAUUCUUUCAAUUUGUGAAGCUUCAAGCGGCUUACAAAGAAUUCUACGCCCCAUCGCACGAUGCACAUGAACCCAUUCCACGCCUCUUCCUCGAGGUUCUAAGAGCGAUCGCAGUGGGUGUUGAGGACGCGAGAGACGAGAUUUACAAGAUGGUUCCGAGCCUCAACCCAGAGUAUGGAAGCAAAAACGCCAAUGGAACCGACCACAUGGAACGCCCUUGGUCCUGGGACUGCGCCCAAAUGACUGUGGGUGUAGUUUGUGAUUUCGAUGACGACCCGAAGAAGUGGCAUGAGUAUCAACUAGGUCUUACCGCGGAGUUCGGGCACCCCUUUACCCAUCCUCUCGCUCGCCAUGAUCCUUCUCUCACGACUUUACGUCCAUUCUAUUCUGUGUAUGCCGAUCUCAAGAAGUUCUGGAACGUGCACAUCCAACAUGCGCACUGGACCACCGACAUUGAGGGAUAUUGCUCAUCGCUCGAAAUCGUAGAGGUCGAUGGCGAAGAGGUACUCAAGGUCCACCAACUUCCUACCAAGAAGGACGAAGCCCCCGCCUCACACACAAAUCAUCCCGAGAUGGAGAAGAAGCUACGUUUUAGAAAAUUACUGAAGAUGGAGGGCAUCGAGGACCCAGAAAUCAUCAGCGCCGCCGUUCGAUGUUUCGACAAAUGUAUGAACGCUGGUGAUUCGGAGUUGGAUUCUUAG
Hypoxylon trugodes is the source of this 1287-nucleotide messenger RNA. RefSeq lists its product as uncharacterized. The record is from RefSeq and is a predicted model, not a curated record. Bases 1 to 1287 code for a protein of 428 amino acids. NCBI's taxonomy places the organism in Eukaryota, Fungi, Ascomycota, Sordariomycetes, Xylariales, Hypoxylaceae. The transcript is spliced from 2 exons.